This is a messenger RNA of Odobenus rosmarus divergens (Pacific walrus), 1058 nucleotides long. It is a transcript of the gene OGFOD3, whose product is annotated as 2-oxoglutarate and iron-dependent oxygenase domain containing 3. The record is from RefSeq and is a predicted model, not a curated record. The coding region runs from base 8 to 955 and encodes 315 amino acids. Gene Ontology annotation, molecular function: L-ascorbic acid binding; iron ion binding; oxidoreductase activity, acting on paired donors, with incorporation or reduction of molecular oxygen. Lineage: Eukaryota; Metazoa; Chordata; Mammalia; Carnivora; Odobenidae. The transcript is spliced from 9 exons. Gene Ontology annotation, cellular component: membrane.
UGGCCCGAUGGCGCCUCAGCGGAGGGGCGCGCCCAAGGCGCCCGAGGGCAGCGGGGAGACAGAACGCCGGCGCCCGAGCAGCACGAAGAGUGUCCGGGCCCCGCGGGAGGUGCCGAGGAAGUGGCUGAGAACCGCCGUCCCGGGGGCCUGUGCCGUGCUUGCCGGGCUGCUGCUCUGGGGCAGUCUGGGGGGUGAUGGUGGCGUCACUGAGGUCCUGGCUCACCGUGGUGAGAUGCUACCGGGCAGGUUCAUCGAGGUGCCCUGCUCAGACGACUAUGACAGUCACCGAAGGUUUGAAGGCUGCUCGCCUAGGAAGUGUGGCCGGGGCAUCACUGACACCGUCAUCACCAGGGACGAAGCCCAGCGGAUUCGCAGCAUAGCCGAGAAGGGGCUGUCCCUGGGAGGAUCUGACGGAGGGGCAUCCAUCUUGGACUUGCACUCAGGAGCCCUGUCUGUCGGGAAGCACUUUGUGAACCUGUACAGAUACUUUGGAGAUAAAAUACAAACCGUCUUCUCAGAAGAGGACUUCCAGCUGUACAGGGACGUGCGGCAGAAGGUCCAGCUCACGAUCGCCCAGGCUUUUGGCAUCAGUGCGUCUUCGCUGUACCUGACAAAGCCCACAUUCUUCUCCCGCAUCAACAGCACCCAAGCCCGGACGGCUCACGACGAGUAUUGGCACGCACACGUGGACAAGGUGACCUACGGCUCCUUCGAUUACACCUCACUGCUCUACCUCUCCGACUACCUGGACGACUUCGGCGGGGGCCGGUUUGUGUUCAUGGAGAAGGGGGCCAACAAGACGGUGGAGCCGAGAGCAGGUCGGGUGUCCUUCUUCACCUCGGGGUCCGAGAACCUGCACCGUGUGGAGAAGGUCCACUGGGGCACCCGUUACGCCGUCACCAUCGCCUUCACCUGCAACCCGGACCACGGCAUUGCAGACCCUGUGUUCACGUAGCCCCGGCCACGGCGCCCUCCCCGGGAGCAGCCACGCCUGACAGAUGCCCCUGCCGCCGGUUCGGCCCAUUUCCAUUGAACAAGGUGCCUUAUGAAUCACCCGG